AUGGCGGCGAAUCCGCAGCCUCAGCUCCCCCCGGGACUAUCACCUGUAGAGCUUCGCGCGCACACCAACGCAGGAAGAGAGGCAAACUCACAACAAAUUCUCAGGAGCAUAACUGUUGAUAUAGACACAAAGGACUUCCGUUGUGCCACAACAGACGAACAGACAAUUCCUCUUCGUGUCUAUAAGCCCUCAUCUAUACCCAGUGGUGUCCAGCUACCGGUCUUUAUCUUCUACCAUGGUGGAGGUUAUUGCUUUGGUACUUUGUCAAGUGAAGAUGGCUUCUGCUCCUGGAUGGUCGAAAAGGUGGGCAUCAUCGUGGUCAAUGUCUGCUACCGGCACACCCCCGAAUGGAAAUGGCCUGCUCAAAGAGAAGAUGCCUUCAAUGCUCUCAACUGGGUCUUUGAUAAUAUCGAUUUAAUUAGCGGAGAUCAAAACAAAGUUCUCGUCGGGGGUCGGUCUAGUGGAUCAAACCUUGCAGCCGGCGUUUCUCUUCGUGACAAAGAUGUACAUGGGAAGAGCCGCAUUCGAGGCCAGAUUCUCGACCUGCCGCAUGUCUGUCAUACGAGCGUCUUCCCUGCAGAUCUCAUUGCCCCGGGCAAAGGAUCCUUCGAGGAGAACAUUGACGCACCGAUUCUCCCGGCGACAAGAAUAGACUUUUUCAAUAAGCUUCUUGACGUGAAGGACCCCACAGAGAGGUAUUAUAGCGUCUUACUUGCACCCGAAGCCGACCUAGCGGGAUUGCCUGCUGCGUAUUUCCUUGUCGCCGGGCGUGACCCGCUUCGUGAUGAAGCGCUGCUGUAUGAGGCGAAACUGAAGCGCGCAGGAGUUAAGACGGACGUGAAUGUCUAUCCCGGGGUACCACAUGGAUUCAGGCGUUAUAGAGAUUUAAAGAUGAGCCGCCAGUACGAUAAAGAUCUUGUGAAAGCAUUCAAGUGGCUGCUACAGUAG
Messenger RNA from Venustampulla echinocandica, 948 nucleotides. RefSeq lists its product as uncharacterized. The record is from RefSeq and is a predicted model, not a curated record. Bases 1 to 948 code for a protein of 315 amino acids. Gene Ontology annotation, molecular function: hydrolase activity. The transcript is spliced from 4 exons. Lineage: Eukaryota; Fungi; Ascomycota; Leotiomycetes; Helotiales; Pleuroascaceae.